AUGACUUCCGCUGCUGAAAAUACGGUUGUUAAAACAUAUUACUCGGAUAGAGCUUUUCCUUUACUUCCUAACGAGGUUACUUUACUUAUUUUUUCAUACUUAACACAGCAAACACGUUUAAAAUUAUGUAGAGUAUCCAAAGCUUUUAAAGCCUUAGCAUAUACACCAUUAUUAUGGAAUGAAACAAUUAUUUAUAAUACAAAUGGCCUUGAACUUGAUAGUACUUUGAAGCGAUUAAAGAAUAUACAAGCAUUAGAUGCCAGGGCUACUAAAAUUACCGAUGAAUUCGCUAAGAAAUUGUUAGUUAGUUCGGCCAGACAUGCUCUUAAAAUUUUAGAUCUUUCAGUUACAGGUAUAACAAAUAUAUCGUUAAUGUCUAUUGGGUUUAAUUGUACAUCUCUUGAGAAACUGUUUUUAGAAGGAUGUAAAGAAAUAUCAAAUAUAACUUCGUUAGCAAACUUAUCUUCAACAUGUAACUUAACGACAUUAGUAUUAUCACAUUGCGAAUCAAUAGAUGAUGAUACCAUUUUUUCAUUUCUCACUGUAACUAAUACUACUAUUUUAAAAACACUAAUUAAAUUAGAUAUUGAUGGAUGUUAUAAAAUAACGGAUGAUGGAAUUAAUUUAAUUGCUACUAGGUUAAUUAAGUUGAAAUAUUUAGUUAUUGAUGGGCAAGAAAUAAGUGAUUACUCGAUUAUAUCAGUACUAUGUAAUUGUAAAGAACUAGAAUUAUUGGCCAUAUCUUUCAGUGAAUCUUUGACUGACAUGGUAUUAGAAGAAUUAAUUCUUAAUUUACAACCAAGUUUUAAAUUUCUUAAAUUAAGAAAAGGGACAUCAUUUUCUGAAGAAGGAUUUCGUAAUUUUUUUGAAGCAUUGAAAAGAAGAGAACAUUCAUUUUAUUCGUUGGAUCUUUCAGAAUGUACGAAUAUAACAAAUUCAAAUUUAUUUUAUUUUCACCAACCACAACUGAGGUGGUUAAACUUGGAUUGGUGUUGGGGGAUAAAAGAUUCAUCAUUAAUGUAUUUAAUAAUGGGUUGUCCAAAUAUACAAGAAAUUAUGAUGACAGGUUGUAAUUAUAUAACAUGUGAAUCAUUAUUUUAUAAAAUAGAACAACUUGAUUUAUCUUCAUUAGUUACAUUAAAUUUUUGCUCUUGUAAGUUGAUUGAACCUGAACUUAUUAUAAAGUUGGGCAAAUUGUAUCCAAAAUUAUACAUUAUAGAUUAUUACGGUGAAGUUUAUAAACAAGGUAAAAAGGUUGGUUUUAAAGACGAAGUAUAUGUUGAAGAUGAAAUUUGUGAAUUGGAAGUUGGUGGUAGAGAAAAAAGAUGGGGCAAAUUAAAUGUUGGAGAUUUUAAAAGAUUUUACAGAUUUUAUUCCGUAUAA
Rhizophagus irregularis DAOM 181602=DAOM 197198 is the source of this 1383-nucleotide messenger RNA. RefSeq lists its product as uncharacterized. Gene Ontology annotation, molecular function: protein binding. NCBI's taxonomy places the organism in Eukaryota, Fungi, Glomeromycota, Glomeromycetes, Glomerales, Glomeraceae. Gene Ontology annotation, cellular component: cytoplasm. The record is from RefSeq and is a predicted model, not a curated record.